CAGCCUCAGACAUUCAACAACAGCUACCCCGCUCAGACCGUAGAGAACAGCGGCAGAUCGUCAGACCCAAACGAUGGACACUAUGAACAGAACUUUUUUAGUGAAAUCUUACCGAUUCUCUUUCUUCUUGCGCACACUUAUGUAACAAUUGGCUCCAGGCUAUUUAAGAGAAAACAGUUGUGAACUUCUGAACAUGAUUGAGUAUAUAAGGAUUCCCAUGGUCAUCGAUUCUGAACGAUGAAGUCAAAAUGUUCAAACGGAUUUCUUGCAGCGUAAUUUAAGGUGUUUCGAGUUACCUGGAAUUUAGUACGACAAAUUACAUUCCGAACAUAAAAUGGAUCUGUGGGGGUUGUAUCUGUUUCAACUAGUCAUUUUUGCCCUGCAGGAGGCGGUAUCUGCGAGCAGAGACUGCCUGGUGGCUGGAGACUCCUGCUCCAGUGACGAGACCUGCAGCCCACGCCUGCGGACCCUGCGCCAGUGUGUGGCAGGCAACGGCAGCAUGAAGUUGGGGCCCGGGGCACGGAGCCAGUGUGCCAACGCCGUUUCAGCCCUUCUCUCCAGUCCCUUACACGGCUGCCAGUGCAAACGGGGCAUGAAGAAGGAGAAGAACUGCCUGAGCAUCUACUGGAGCCUGCACCAAUCUGUCAUACAUGGUGUCACCCUGGUGGAGAGUUAUCCCGACUCUGAGGUUGGCAUGACGACAGUGAACCGUUGCCUAGACGCGGCCAAGGCGUGUAACGUGGAUGAUCUGUGCCAGAAGUUACGCACCGAGUACGUCUCCGCCUGCAUCAAGACCACCGCCAAGUCGGGCCUGUGUAACCGUCCCAAGUGCAACAGGGCUCUGCGGCGCUUCUUCGACCGCGUUCCCCCAGACUACACGCACGCGCUGCUCUUCUGCCCCUGCACGGACACGGCCUGUGCGGAGCGCCGACGGCAGACCAUCGUACCUGGCUGCUCCUACGAAGGCCCUGACAGGCCCAGCUGCCUCACUCAGAUGCGUAUAUGCAAGGCGGACAAUGUGUGCAGAUCCCGCCUGGCCCAGUUUCAAUAUGACUGCCAACCCAACAAGUCAUCUGCCAACGGCUGCAAGCAAGGGAACCAUGGAGCCUGCCUCCUUGCCUACACAGGCUUGAUAGGCAGCUCCAUCACACCCAACUAUGUGGACAACUCCACGUCCAGCGUGGCCCCCUGGUGCUCCUGCUCCACCAGCGGGAACCAGCGAGAAGAAUGCUCCGACUUCCUGGAGUACUUCACAGAGAACAUCUGCCUCGAAAACGCUCUCCUGGCAUUUGGCAGUGGAUCGGACCAGGCGCCCACCACCAGCCAAUCAGGAUUUUCCGGCUCCACCUCUUCCUUGCCAGCUAUGGCGGAGACCAUACGGAAUGUUCUGGACCCAGUGAUACCCACACAGGCCACAGGAAAUGAACCCCUUUGGGGUGAUUCAACCAUUCCAUCCAAUGGGCUGCCUAAUGUUGCCCCUACUCUCACCCCCAUGCCUCCGUCUGCCUUCGCUGGCCUUCUGCUCCUCUCAAUGCUCUUCCAUGGACAUUAAGGACUGAGGGGCCAUCUAGGACAAAUGUUGCAUCACCGGCCAGAUGGGAAGAUCUGUGGCUCUUCAGCGUACCCCGUUUCACUAAAUACGUUGAGCAUAUCUGGGUUUUUUUCUAUUUUUGUGUCUUGAUGUUCCAAUUUCACCUGCCAGUUUCUGUCAAAGUAUUGACUCGCAGAGCCUGAGGCAGAUUGCAACCAAUCUGUAUAUUUGUACAUUGCUAUUACGUCAGAUUCUAUUACACGAGAGAAAAGCUUUUGUGUGGACUAAACUACAGUCCAGCUGUUCAAGCAUAUCCGUAGUUUAUUUUUGAGAGUAGCUUGAGAAGAACCAUUAAGACACUACAAGGUUGUCUAAUAAGAUUUAUAAUAACAGAAAGCUCUUACCUGGAAUUGUUGUCUGGAGAAAUAGACCCUUGUGAAGUGGUAAAAUGUGUCUUUAUUUUGCUCUCGAACCACAAACUGAUUGGAAAAGACCCUUGAGGACACAGGGCUCUCAUGCUACUGGCCUUCCUGUGACUGAACGAGGGACGUUAUUUCUGAUCAAUACUGGAAUGGAAUAGAUAGACAAUGGAGCUCCAAUCAGCUUAGCUUUCCAGGACACAUCCACCCUGACUUUCUCCACAUUCCUGUGCACCUGCUGUGCACACAGCACACCUGACAUUAACCCUCAUGCCCAAGUUGAAAAAUGGGCAGUAAGUCAGUGUGCCAUGUCGGACUGAUGUGUUUUUGUUAAUGCUACGUAGGUGUUCCUUGCCGAAACAACAUAUUCUUCAGACUCAAAAAACAGUAACUCUUUACAUGUAGAUCCAUUGCUGUGUGUUUUGUGGAAGUAUUGUUAUGUAUUUCUCAUUGUGUACAUAGGCAUCACUAACAUUGCAGAAUUAUUGUGCCAUAUUAAGGCUGGUGCUUGCUAUGUGAGGCCACGAAUGACAGAAUAUGACCUGGUCAUGGCCAGACAGUUGUGAAUGAUUCAGAGUUCUCUGUUUAAAAAAGGCUAAUGAUUUCUAACAAGAAGGGAUUUGUUUAAAGU
Messenger RNA from Hypomesus transpacificus, 2581 nucleotides. RefSeq names its product GDNF family receptor alpha 4b (gene gfra4b). NCBI's taxonomy places the organism in Eukaryota, Metazoa, Chordata, Actinopteri, Osmeriformes, Osmeridae. Gene Ontology annotation, cellular component: external side of plasma membrane; signaling receptor complex. The transcript is spliced from 8 exons. Gene Ontology annotation, biological process: nervous system development. Bases 335 to 1552 code for a protein of 405 amino acids. Gene Ontology annotation, molecular function: signaling receptor activity. The record is from RefSeq and is a predicted model, not a curated record.